UGUAUUAAAAUGAAAUUCCGUGAAUCGUGGAUGAAGCUGGCAGAGAAAAUCGAUGGUUCAGGGGAGAAUCGAAAAGAUGGAAGACGAGGGCAACCACGGCAACGACGAUACCAGAUGCUUCAUACUGUCGACGCUCGCCGCGCUACAGUGGUCAAGAGUGUCCUGCGUGCUAUGCCGCGCUCCGAUGCUGGUCUUCGACAGGUAUCCGUUGGUCGAUGGAACGUUCUUCCUGUCACCGAGACAACAUUCUCCCGCCUGUGCCGAGGUGAAGGUCGAAGGUCGCACGCAAUUCCUGUCGGCGGUGUGCAUGAGCUGCCUCGAAGGCAGCGGUGGGCAGCCUGUGCGUUGUCGUUGCUGUACUCAGCCGUGGGACGGCUCUAGCUUAGUCCUUGGAACGAUGUACAGCUACGAUAUCUUCGCUGCUAUGCCCUGUUGCACCGAGCGGCUCAAGUGCAACAGCUGCCAGAAGCCGCUGAUCUAUCCGCAUCAACGGCUGAACUUCUACUCGGACUACAGCCGCGUAUUCGCCUGUCCUCAUUGCCGAGCGGUCGACGCCCACUUUGUGAAGCCGCUCUCGGUCUGCUUCACCCGCGAGCAGUUUCAGCUGUACAGCCAGUGGCCGUAACCAUUAGAGAACUUAGCUAACCGGCGUCUAAACACCGCGACUGACCCGUGUCCCCUCUUUUUCGACCCGCUGAUCUCCCUGCUCCGGGCGACCUUGCUCUAGAUCCUCCGAACCACAGCAGAGUUUUCGCUGGACCCGUUUUAUUUUAUAUAUAUUUCUCUCUUCGGCUCCAUAUCCGUGGAACACGCGUGUACGAUCAUCGUCAUCGUGGGAAGAAACACAUAUACACAACAAAUAUAAACACAAGGAAAGAAAAACAAAAGAUUCAAGCAAAAUCUCGAACGCGCACACA
Molecule: messenger RNA, 917 nt
Organism: Dufourea novaeangliae
Lineage: Eukaryota; Metazoa; Arthropoda; Insecta; Hymenoptera; Halictidae
Product: headcase protein
Exons: 4
Coding region: 53-625 (190 amino acids)
Source: RefSeq, a predicted model, not a curated record